Messenger RNA from Rotaria sordida, 1158 nucleotides. The record is from the annotation of a GenBank genome assembly. Lineage: Eukaryota; Metazoa; Rotifera; Eurotatoria; Philodinida; Philodinidae.
AUGUCUUUACAAAUUAAAACUACGUUUUUUCGUCAAAGCUCCGACGGUCAAGAAUUAGAUUGGAUCGAUCGUCGGAGAAUUCCUAUCCAAAAAUCAAAUAUCACUUGCUCACCAACAAUAGUUCAAGACACACCACAUCAUCUAUCACAGGAACAAGUUACAUUUCUUAAUCGUGGACCAACCUAUGUUCCAUCAUGUCAAAUACAUAUUUUAUCAAAAUCUUCUUUAGUACUGGCUCAAAUCGUUACGAAACAAAUGGCACCACUUCAACGAGAACUUUCAAAACUUUUCAUCAAAUAUCCAAUCGAUCUCUCUCGUCAAAUGCAUUUUGAAAACGGGAUUGAACAAUUAUUCAAUAAAUCAUUUCUUCAACCUAUACCUUCUGUACUUGAAGAGCGUGCACUCUAUGAAAAACAGCUCAUUCUAUCAAUUAGAUAUCAAUUAAAUAAAGAUCAAUUGAUUCUACGGCGAACCGCUGAUGAGAUGAAUACAUAUUAUCUUGGUCGAUUGAAUGAAUUUAAUCAAAAAUCGAAUGAAUAUAUUCAGAAUUCAACUUGUUACGAACUGAUUGAAACAAUUAAUGAAAUUAAUACAGAACAACAACAAUUAGAAGGAAUUAUUCAAUCUAUUGAUUUACAACUGGAAAUAUUAUAUCAAAGAAAAUUGAUUAAAGAAGAUCAUUUAAUCAGAUUAAGUAUUGGCAAAAAAACAAAUAUCAAUCUUCCAUAUCUUUAUUUCUUACCAGAAACGAAUGAAAAUAUUCAUAUGUCAGUACAACCACGACUAUCAUCAUGUCAGCAUUGUCCAAUAUAUACUCUAGCUACUUAUCUUAAUCAAUUUCUUCGACCAUUAUUUGAUAAUUUUUCACGAUCAACAACAUUUCUUAAUGGUGGUGAUUUUAUACAAAAACUACAAUAUUAUUGUCUACAACUAGAUCUUCUUCUACCGAAAACAUAUUUUGCAACAUUUAAAAUUCAUGAUUUAUAUACGAAGAUAUCACAUUCGGCUCUUCUUGAAGCAUUAAAUAUAUUUCUAAUGAAUCCACUUGUCAAUGGUCAACAUAAAAAAUUAUCAAGUGAUGCUAUUCAAGAAUUAACUGCAAUAGUCUUACAAAAUAAUGUUUUCUCUUACAAUGGAAAAAUCUAUCGAUUUAUUUAA